UAUGAAUUUUGAAGAUUAUUAAUAUCUCUUUAAAUUUGUAUUGAUUGGAGACUAAGGUUAAUUUAUAGAUUAAUUUUAGGUGUUGGUAAAUCCUGCUUUUUAUCUUAAUAUGUUAAAGGCAAAUUUAUUUAGGAAUAUGAUCCUACUAUUGGACUUGAAUUUGAAAGCAAAUCUAUAGAAUUUAAUGAUGGAGUUGUAGUUCAAAAUUAAUUAUGGGACACAGUAACAAUUACUAUUUUAAUUAGUCUGGAAGCUCUUAAUUUAUGGCAAUAUAAAAAACCUUUUGUUAAAAGUAAUUAAUAUUAUUUAUAUAAUAUUGUAGUGCUGCUGGUGCCAUCAUUUUUUAUAAGAUUGAUAACAAAGAUUCAUUUAAAUCAUUAGAAAAUUGGAUUAGUAUUUUAAAAUAAGUUUCAUCUGAUAUGAUUCAAAUUGUUAUUGUUGCUACCCAUUAGGAUUUAGAAAAUUAAAGGUUAUUUUAAUUCUAGAAUUUAGACAAGUUCAAACCUAACAAGGAAGAAACCUUGCUGAUUCUUUAGAUGCUAAGUUUUAUGAAAUUUCCAAUCAUGAUAAAGAUUAAAUUGAUGGAAUUAUAAAUUCUCUAUCUUAUAAUGUAUUACGAUUAGUCAAUUCAAAUAAAAUCAAUCCACUUAACACAGUAUUCCUAUUAAUCAUAAUAGCAAUAUGGAAUCAAAAUGAGUAGACAAUAAGAAUAAUAAUAUACAUCUUAAUAAGAUAAUACUGAUGAAAAUCUUAUUUAAUAAUAAUCUUCUCCAAAAAGGAGAGGCUCAGAUAUAAAAAUUGAAUAAAACUCAUUUAUCUCUUCAAAUAAAGUAACAGCUUCUCCAUAAAGAUAAUAAUAAUAAGAUAAAGAUUAAAAUGAAUAGAAUUAAUAAUAAAAUAAGUCAUAAUUCCAAUUAUUAUUUAUUCUGUUACCAAUUUUAAUUGCCUUUGGACUAUAUUAAAUAUUAUUAUGA
Molecule: messenger RNA, 974 nt
Organism: Paramecium sonneborni
Lineage: Eukaryota; Ciliophora; Oligohymenophorea; Peniculida; Parameciidae
Source: the annotation of a GenBank genome assembly